AUGCAGUGCUCUGCCAAUGCACGAGAGAUCCCGCCCAUUCCCUCGUACGACGAGGCCGUGAUAGCCCCUCCACCCCCGGCCGCCCCAGCCCCAGCCCCCGCCCCCGCCGUUGUUCCCCCCUCUCCGCCGCCAGAACUCCCGCCCGCAUAUGCCGUCGUGGACGAAAAGGCCACGACCUUUGCCAUCUUCGGGACUUUCAUCCACACCCCCAACGCCCCCGCCUACCAGCUCUCGUCGCUGCUCGAUGCCUGCAUCAACAAGCUGCGCAUCCGCCGCCUGCGCGCCGAAGAAGUCACGCUGCUCCAGGCCGGCGCCCCCAGCGUUGCCUUCACCGACCGCGGCCUUCUCUAUGAAGCUCACGACCCGCCGUUUGUCGUGAAUGAGUACUACAUCCAAGGAAAAGCCGCCAACACGCUGCCCGGCGUCCUCCAGAUGCGCUUUGGUCUGCGCCGCUGGCACGUUGCCCACCUACCCACCCAGGGCAGCCGACCAAACGAGAUCAUGACGUGCGGCAAGGUCGGCGGCUUCACCAAGGCAAUUAAGCAGCGCAAGAACGAAAUGGAGCCUAGCGUGUGGAAGGACUCGGAGGGCAACGUCGUGGCGACCGAAGUCAUGAAGAUGGGCUACGGAGGCAAGAUGCCGACAAUUGAACUGCGAGAUCACCUAGACCAGACAUGCAGAGAACUGAUACUCGCCCUCUGGGUCACUCGACUGUGGGCGGCAUUCGGCGCGGGAAGUGGAUACAUGACCUGA
This is a messenger RNA of Exserohilum turcica Et28A, 753 nucleotides long. RefSeq lists its product as uncharacterized. The transcript is spliced from 2 exons. NCBI's taxonomy places the organism in Eukaryota, Fungi, Ascomycota, Dothideomycetes, Pleosporales, Pleosporaceae. The coding region runs from base 1 to 753 and encodes 250 amino acids. The record is from RefSeq and is a predicted model, not a curated record.